Molecule: messenger RNA, 669 nt
Organism: Branchiostoma floridae (Florida lancelet)
Lineage: Eukaryota; Metazoa; Chordata; Leptocardii; Amphioxiformes; Branchiostomatidae
Exons: 2
Coding region: 1-636 (211 amino acids)
Source: RefSeq, a predicted model, not a curated record
AUGAUCAACAUAAUAUGGUGUUUCUGCAAGACGAAGAAACGCGUACGCGACCCAAGUGAGCCUGACAAACGGCGGAAGACGUCUGGUGCCCCUGUAAAGCGAAGAAACUCCAUCAGUCCUGCUGGAAUCAUCAAUCGGAAUUCUCCUGAACAUUCUUCGCGGCAAUCAUUGCCACAGCUCAACACUGUACCAUCCAUAAGCAUCAUUGAAGCAGGGUUACAAGAAAGUCAAAUUGAUGCAAUAGAACAGCAUCUUCAAAAGCUAGACGAUAUACCCGAGGACCACGAAGUGGUUUCCAUCAGACCCACGGGAAACAGUGCCAGAAAAGCGCAAGAGGCUCUUGUCCGCAAUUCUGACGAAACAACAACAGAUAUGCAUGUACCAGGGAAACUGAAUAGAAGGGACGAUCGUAAGACCAAUGUGAGCUCUCCGACAGAUGACCGGAGUGGACGUCUAGAUCUAGAUGUUGAUGACCAGAGGGCAUGUAGCGGUGGUUCACAAAGAUCUACCGGUUCGUCUGGAUACGGCAGCCUGCCUCCCAGCCCACGGACAAGACCAGCAAUCCCACGUUCCGAAAAAACAUGGUGUUCAAAAACACUGAUCUAUCUGCGAAGCAAUCAACUUCAGUUCAGGUAAAUACCUGGGUUAAUCCCAAUGUUUCAAUGGAAG